AUGCGAUCCACUAAAGAAGUGCAGUGGUUCGCAUGGGGUCAAGGAGCCGUGAUGCAAGGGGCCAAUAUUUUCGUCGUCUAUGCGAAUGAGACCGACAUCACCGUCUCGCCGCGGUUGGGAGUCGAGCACGUUGAGCCUCUGUACAACCCGCAAGCUCGAUUCUCGAUCCUCAAUGGUAGUGGAAUCAGCAAUGGAACCUUCACGGCGAACAUACGGUGCGAUAGCUGUAUCACCUGGCCAGGGGGCCACGAGGAUGUGACAAGCACAUCAAGCCCGUGGAUAUGGGCCGUGAAACACGGUCCCAUGCUAGAUUCAGACAGCGUCUCUGCGACUAUCACUCUCCAUGACCUCUCAGGUGUUGCCACCGUCAACAUGAAGCAGGCAACCGGUGGCAGCUCCGAGAAUCCGUUUCUCCGUGGAUCGAUGGCGUCGAAUUCCAGCUCCGCGCAGGCCGUCCAGACCGUCAACUCGGAAUCCGUCAGGAAGAAAAGAAUCGCACACGCCGUCCUCAUGAUAGUCGCUUUUGCUCUCCUCUUCCCCCUAAUCGCCCUAGGAAUCCCUCUUUUCCCGUCCUCCAGGACAGUGGUCAUCCACGCCUCGCUGCAGCUCUGCACCCUCGCGCUGGUAAUCGCGGGGUUCGGCCUCGGCAUCUCAAUGGCCAAAAGCCUAGAUCUCGUCGGCUCCUACCAUCCCAUUAUUGGCAUUGUAGUUGUUGCAUCCCUAAUCCUGUUCCAGCCAGCGAUAGGUCUCGUCCAGCAUUGGUAUUUCCGCCGAACGGGGAAGAAGAGUAUCGCCGCCUAUGUACAUCGGUGGCUUGGUCGUACGGCUAUCACUCUGGGGAUUAUCAAUGCGGGGCUUGGAUUUCGUCUCACGGGCAUUGGGACUUCUGUGGCUCCUACUGGGGCGGUGAUUGCUUAUGGCGUGGUUGCUGGGCUCGUCUGGGUGGGUUAUGUGUUGACGGUUAGCUUCCUCUCGUACAGGAAGCGUCACUCGCGAACUUAG
Molecule: messenger RNA, 1002 nt
Organism: Aspergillus fischeri NRRL 181
Lineage: Eukaryota; Fungi; Ascomycota; Eurotiomycetes; Eurotiales; Aspergillaceae
Product: cytochrome and DOMON domain-containing protein
Exons: 1
Coding region: 1-1002 (333 amino acids)
Source: RefSeq, a predicted model, not a curated record